AUGGACAACCCUACUCUACUCUGUUAUCAAAAUCUCACAAUUCUCUUUGACCUUACUGCUUCAGAAUCGAGAUCCCAAUACGGAUCUGCCUUCUCACUAAUACUCAAACGUUGUUUGUGGGAAGGGGCUUCACCGAAAUCGGUGUCGUUUGUUGCGAGGACACGACCUUUGCUUGCACUGUGGAGAUUAAUGAAAUCGGUCUACGCGAGUCGAGUAUUGAUGACGGUGAGCAUUCUCGUCCUCAAGUAUUCGGUGCUUCAGUCCCCAUUCUCAACGUCGAAUGUCAUGCAUAUCACCUACGGUGGGAGAAAAUCCAUGCCCAGGCAACCUGCAUGCUUCCAAGACGGAAAGCACGGAAGAGUUGUUGUGAAAAGUGGCCCAACAGACUGGGCAUCUGAGCUGUCACUCGAUUCAUGUUUACGGCAAGGUUCCCCCAUGGAAUGA
Diaporthe amygdali is the source of this 444-nucleotide messenger RNA. RefSeq lists its product as uncharacterized. The coding region runs from base 1 to 444 and encodes 147 amino acids. The transcript has 4 exons. Lineage: Eukaryota; Fungi; Ascomycota; Sordariomycetes; Diaporthales; Diaporthaceae. The record is from RefSeq and is a predicted model, not a curated record.